GAUCACAACCAACAGCAAAUACUAGCGCAGGGAUGCAAUGUACCAUUGGGAUAGAGGCACUGAUCCAACUAAGAUGAUUUUUAUCUGUUUUAUGCCUGUCAAUAACCUAUACUCUCGACAUAGCAAACCUAGAUUUAAAGUCUCGUUGAUGCCAAAGUCUAAUGAUCUAUUUUUUAAAUUGAGUCUGCUCGCAAGUGUCGUCUCCGCAUUCAGCUUUCCAUACUUUGCGUGACGAUGCCUUGAGAUAUUUAUUCAUGCAUAACAAACUUUUUUAUCG
Plasmopara halstedii is the source of this 277-nucleotide messenger RNA. RefSeq lists its product as uncharacterized. The record is from RefSeq and is a predicted model, not a curated record. Bases 38 to 232 code for a protein of 64 amino acids. NCBI's taxonomy places the organism in Eukaryota, Oomycota, Peronosporomycetes, Peronosporales, Peronosporaceae. The transcript has a single exon.